AUUCCAUACAGGAUGUCAUUGUAUUCCAGUGUGACUUAACACUUGGAGGCGCAUCUGUUUCUCAUGUCUAAGAACCAGGAGCAGCAGGUUUGAGAAUUUGGUCCCAUGUAUUUGGCUGAACCCACAUUUUUCCACUUUCCUGCUGAAAAUAAUUAUGAGGAACAUUUACCUACAAACACCCUGACGUCAGACUGAAGCAUGUCUUGGCCUGCUCUGUACGCCCAGCUGGCCGGGGCCAACCGUCACUCCACCAGCCUGGGCAAAGUCUGGCUCUCCGUGCUCUUUAUUUUUCGGGUGAUGGUGCUGGUUGUCGCAGCUGAGAGCGUUUGGGGGGAUGAGCAGUCGGACUUCACCUGUAACACCCUCCAGCCUGGCUGUGAAAAUGUUUGCUACGACCAGUUCUUCCCCGUCUCCCACAUCCGUCUGUGGUGCCUCCAGCUCGUCUUCGUCUCCACGCCGACCCUCCUGGUCGCUACACACGUGGCCUAUCAGAACCGCAAGGACAAGAGGAGGCUCCUACAGGCCUCGUGCAGAGCUGGUUUUCUCAGCAGCAAAGGUCCGGACGAGGAGCUGGAGGCGCUGAAGAAGCGAAGGCUCCCCAUAUCGGGCGCCCUCUGGUGGACGUACGCCUGCAGCCUGCUCUUCAGGCUGCUGUUCGAGGGAGGCUUCAUGUACGCCCUGUACGUGGUGUACGAUGGUUUCCAGAUGCCGCGGCUGGUGCAGUGCGACCAGUGGCCCUGUCCCAACCUGGUGGACUGCUUCAUCUCGCGUCCAACCGAGAAAACCGUGUUCACCGUGUUCAUGGCCACGGCCUCAUCCAUCUGCAUGGUGCUCAACAUGGCUGAGCUGGCCUAUCUGGUUGCCAAGGCAGUCACUAGGGCUCUCAGCGUCCGGAAGGAAAAGAAGCAGAAGAGGAGGAACCAGAAGUUGCCUGUGUCGACGUGAGGGAGCAGCAGCAGGAUGGAGAGCAGUGCACAGGCUGAGCUGCAGCCAAUGUAAACUGUGUAACUAUGACAAGUUCCCAUCUUCAGUGAUGCCUGAAGUGUUUAAACAGCAGUCAGGCAGGAGGGGAUAGUGAAUGUCUGAGGGUGAGCGUUAUUAGUGUAUUUGCAUGAUGUGGGUUUAUGAUUACAGUACUGUAGCAUCUAGAGCCAUUACUUCCAGCUACUGGACAACCAGGUAAUCGUAUGGGAUUUACUAACAGCUGAAGAUUUAUGGAGAAAGUAGGCGGGUCUUCCUUGAAUCCAGUGAAUUAGAAAUGAAUAAUUAUGCACUUGCAACUUUAACCUAUUACCUUUGUUUUGACUAACUGGGAAAUAUUACAUAUGGAUUUGCAAAUGUAAUGUAACAUUGAAUAGUAAUGAGUACAUAAUGUAAUUAUCUACUGUUACUAAGACAUUACAAUAGAUAGCAAGGUCAGAGGGAAGCUGUUCCUUAAAUAUGGAAGAUGAUUUUUUUUACUGUAAUAGAAACCACUUUGUAUUUCAAUUGUCAUCAUGUUUCUAUUUGUAAAGGAUGAAUGUUUAUAUUGAAGGUUUACAAAGGCUUUUUAUUGUAAAAUAAAAAAAAUGCAAAAGCAACUUUAUGCAGGUCCCCUGUAAAGGUUACUAUAAUAAAUUACAGAAAACAAGUGUGUUAGAAAUGUUACUUUUCAAGGUCAUAAUUCUUCAGUAUUUAAGAUGAAACAAAGUUAAAACGUGAGAACCAU
Betta splendens (Siamese fighting fish) is the source of this 1708-nucleotide messenger RNA. Its product is annotated as gap junction beta-2 protein-like. Gene Ontology annotation, biological process: cell communication. Gene Ontology annotation, cellular component: connexin complex. The transcript is spliced from 6 exons. The record is from RefSeq and is a predicted model, not a curated record. Lineage: Eukaryota; Metazoa; Chordata; Actinopteri; Anabantiformes; Osphronemidae. Bases 199 to 945 code for a protein of 248 amino acids.